This is a messenger RNA of Portunus trituberculatus (swimming crab), 2404 nucleotides long. RefSeq names its product major facilitator superfamily domain-containing protein 6-like. The record is from RefSeq and is a predicted model, not a curated record. The transcript has 11 exons. Gene Ontology annotation, cellular component: membrane. NCBI's taxonomy places the organism in Eukaryota, Metazoa, Arthropoda, Malacostraca, Decapoda, Portunidae. The coding region runs from base 474 to 2270 and encodes 598 amino acids.
ACUAAUAUCGUACACAAUCCAACACCAGUAGUACAUUAUAUCACUGAUACAUGACGGGGAAAAACUCACAAAUAUCUCUGCAACACCCACUACACUAUGCAACCUGUCAUUUUUCACAGUCUAGGUAUGGGAUCAAAGGAUCAGGUCACCCAUCAAACAACCACCAUUAGAUGCAUAUAAAUCAACACGCACAACUAAAUAUGACCCUUCUACUGACCUGCUCUACUAAAAAUCCCUCCAGAUUCUACGCAUAUGUUAUCAUAUCACUAUUCUUCCUCGCUCUCAACCCUCGCCACAACCGCCGAGUGACCGCAAUGACCGCCCCACGACCCGCCACCUGCCUCAGAGCCCAGUCACACUCGCCCACCAUCACACUACGCCACUCCUCAGCUCACUCGGCAUCCGUUAACUCCACUGAAACUGUCAUCUGCUGCAGUACUGAAGAGGUAGUCAGGAAGUGAGCACAACACAGCAUGAAGACCCCAGGAUGGAGCGCGAGGGUCUGGCGAGACCUGACCACGAAGAAGUUUGUGCCUCUCAAGAUCCUCUACUUCCUCGUCUCUGCAGCAACCUCGGCCAUGAUGCCAUUCCUCACACUGCACGCGAGGUCGCUGGGCAUCCUGGAAAUGGAGCUGGGGAUCGUCUUCGCCGUCAACGCGGUGUUCACCAUCCUUGUGCCCACGCCGGCUGGGAUUUUGGCCGAUAAAAUUGGAAACUUUAAGGUGUUCCUGAGCUUCAUGAUGGCAGCAAGUGGCGGUGCCGCCCUCGUAUUUUCCGCUGUGCCCGUGGCGCGCCGCUACCACAACCUACCAGAAUCGCUGCCCCUCACCCUAUCCCUCGUGGAUGACGGUCUGGCCACUCUCUCCGUUCCUCCGCCUCUGCAGUGUGACUACUUGCCUCUCCUCGAUAACCUCACCAUCACGAUCGCCAACUGCAGCCUCUGUGAUCCCGGCAGUGUACCAGAGGAUGGCUGCGUUCCUCCUGGAUUAGAUGUGUGUCCUGGACAGCAGGUGGAGGCGGCAGGUGAAACUCAAAUGCAAGUGAACAUCGCCACAUCGAAUGACAGUGUUUGGAACGCCCCAUAUAUGGAGGUGAUGAGCUGGAGCGACGCAGAGUUCCUUCCUCAGAGUGGUGGCGAAGAUCAGUGGUGCCCCAUGCAGUGCAUUGUCACGGUGCUGCGGCCAGAUCUAUGCACCAACACGCACACUCUUGAAACUUUUGAUAUCACCAAAACCAUCUGGCUGUACCUCAUGGUCCGCAUACUGAACGGCAUAACACUUGCCGCCAGCUUCUCACUUUUUGACGGGGCGACAAUGGCCAUCACGAAGCAGUACGGCGGUGAUUACGGCCUGCAGCGGCUCUACUCCAAUGUGGGCUCCAUUGUCAUGACACCGAUCUCGGGUGCUCUCAUUGACUACUUCAGUGAUCGCGGUGGCCUGCAGGACUAUCGGCCAACAUUCUACCUGUACUGCGGCCUGAAGGUGCUGGCGGCGGUGGUUAUUCUCUUCCUGGACUUGGAUUUCCGGCAGCCGUCCAGCAGAGUACUGAAGGACUUCCGAUCACUCCUUAAGAAGCCGGAGAUCCUGUCCUUCCUCAUUGUGAUGCUCAUUGCUGGGACUUGCUUCGGCGUGCUGGACACCUUCCUGUUCUGGCUGCUGCAGGACCUUGGCGCUCAGAAGUACCUCAUGGGCAUCACGGUGACAGUGGGCUUCUCUGCCGGGGUGCCUGUCCUCGUGGCCUCGGGGUACAUCUUUAAAAGACUCGGCCUUCCCAACACCAUCGUGCUCGGCUUUGCAGUAUAUGUCGUCCGGAUGCUGGGCUACUCCUUCAUCACCAACCCGUGGUGGUGCAUGCCCUUCGAGGCCCUGGAGUGCUUCACCGUGUCUCUCAUGAGUGCCGCUGCUGUGUCCUACGCUGCAGACCUGGCCACGCCCGCCACCCUCACCACACUGCAGGGUUUGUACGGCGGCAUCUACCACGGCGUUGGGCGAGGCUUGGGGAGUUUGGUGAGUGGCUUCCUGAUGGCUCCUUUGGGUCUGCGCAACGUGUUCAGAGUGCUGGCGCUGUUGUGUGGCGUGACGGGCGUCCUCUACUUCACCACCAACUGCUUGUUCUUCAGGAAGCUGCAGAAGAAAAGGAAGGUCAGGUUCGAACAGCUAGGAAAACCCGAUCCAAGUGACAGGCCAGCAGAAGGGGAAACAGUCACGGACACACGUCAACAAGAAGGAAGCGUAACUCGGGAGGAUGGUGAAGCUGAUGCCAUGUUGUAGGUAACGUGAUAAGCGAGUGGUCAGUGCCGAGAGAGAGAGAGAGAGAGAGAGAGAGAGAGAGAGAGUAGUGACACGUAUUUGUCAGUGUUGAUACUAUUAUUAUUAUUAUUAUCAUUAUUAUUAUUAUUAUUAUU